AUGCAUCCAGCAUAUGCUUGUGCUGAGGAUGUAUGCCAUACCAUACCGCCGAAGCAUAUUGCAUCCACGUGCAUCCAACUAUUCCGUGAGCAAGUGCACACUAUACAUCACAGAAGCACAACAGCCUACAGAGCACCUUAUCGCCAAGCAACAUUAUGACAGGUUCCAAUUCAUCAGGCUGCGAGCCGCUCCUGCCCUCGCAUCGAAGCCAAGAGCAAUCCGCGAAAGACUACGGCGCGACUGCGCAGCAAAAGGAGAAUCCUGCUGCAGGUCAAGCCAAACAGAUCACUCAGCAAGCGCACCAGAGCCUGCAAAGGGCCAAACCCGACAUCGAGUAUGCUGUCGCUGCGCUUAAGGCUGGCAAACUUCCAAGCACGGAGCAGUUGAGCAAGUGGGUGGACUACCUUCAGUCCACCUCUAUCUUCCAGACUGGCCCAUACAACAAGACCGGUGCGCUCUCCGAAGAAGGCGAACGAAUCAUCUCCGACUUUAAAAAUGUUCUUUACCAGCUCAAGCAGCUCGCAGAGCUCAAGAAUGACGAUGACAAGUUUCAGAGGUUCAUGUACCACUCGUCGCAAGCGUCGAUCGCUACGGACCUGUCCGACCCAUCAGCUUUCACACCCAGCCAACGCCAGCUCCGCAAGGACAGCGAGCGCGCCGUCAACGCUCUCCGCAAGCUUGGUUGGCUCAUCGUGACCGACGAGGCUUUCAACCACAUCAUUGCUGAUCUGUUCUUUGCCAGCAGGGAGCUGCUCGCCGACGCUGCGAGCGUCGCGUCGGACAAGAUCCGUGAAGUCAGCGAGCGCGCCAGGCCUUCUGAGAGUGCCAAGUCUGCCAGCGGAGUCGAGAAGCGCGACACCGCCCUCGGCAUCGGCCACGGCCGCAUGUCCAGCGAGAGUGAGGAGAACACCAAGCAGAAGGGCAGGGUUAGCGGCCUCAAUGUUGACGCUGACAAGCUCAAGCGCGACGUCAAGGACCUGGCGAGCAACGCCAAGAAGUGGAUCGAGGAGCGCACUGGCUCAUCAGAGGACGCCAAGGACGACCUCAUUGAGCGCCUCAAGAAGACUAUCAUCUCCAUCCAGGAGCAUGAAGAGUACCAGGAGUCUGUCGAUGUGCUCAUCGACCUCAUCAAAAAGUACGGCAAGGAGGUCAAGUCCGCUGCUGAACAGGCCAAGGAGGAUGGAAAGGAGAAGAUCAACGCCAACGACCACGUCGACAAGGCGGCGCGCAACUUGAAAGCCAUAGUCGAGGCUUUUGCAAACGGAAAGUGCCUCGACCCCGUCCUAGAUGCCUUCAAACAGGUCGCAGAGGACAUCCGUAAAGACGGCCGCCUCUCAGCAUACUUCUCCGAGGUCAGCCAUUUCAUCGAGCGCUGCCUCAAAGAUUCGGGCUACGUUACCACUUCUAAGGCGUCUCGACGCAUCGACAGUCUCUACGACCGCGCGCAGGAGUUGCAAAACUCGAACUCCGACUGGAAGAAAGACGCGCAGAACCUCAGCGAGAGGCUGCAAGAGUUCAGCGAGGCGCUGUGCAGCGACGAAGACAGCUGCGGACUUCUCGUCGCGUUCCAGAAGCUCGGCGCCGACCUCGAGACGCUCGCUGAGCAGACAGUCAAGCUGCUGCAAGGCCAAGCGCAUGGUUUGUACCGAGACAUUGCCGAUGUCUGGCUGCCCCGCGUCCUUUCGAGCAUCAGCCAUGUCCCGCUACCCAAGAUCGAGUUCAAGAGCGCCGAUGUCGACGUCAUUGUAGAUGGCAUUAACCUCGCGGCAAGCUCUGGCAACUUCAUCCCGGACCGUAUCCAAAUCCUCAACAGGAACGAGGUGCAGCUGCACAACGGCUAUGCUGCAUUUGCUACCACGUUUGACAGCGAGAUCACCGUUCGUGUCGAGGGUCUGCGCAUCAUGGCUUCCGACGUUGCCUUCUACAUCCACCGCAAGAACGCCUACUUCCACCGUCGCGAUUGGGGCCUGCUCUCGCUCGACGCCAGCAGCCCUAAGGGCAUUUCUCUCAUGAUCCAUCUCGAGAACGCCAAACCCGAAGAUCGCGAGUCGUACAUGAAAGUCAAGAAGGUGGACGUCGACAUUUCGCAGCUAAACAUUAGUGUGCGCCAGUCGCACCACCCUAUCCAGAACUUCCUCUUCAUCCCUCUCGCGCGCCCUGCGCUGCGCACGAUCAUCGGCAAGCUGCUCGAGGAGCAGAUAUCCUCUGCUCUCGAAGACUCCGAUAAGCAGCUCUUCGCCAUGCAUGAGCGCAGCGUCGCCCUCUCCAAGUACUCUGGCGCUGCAUUCAACCCUUUCUCCUCUGCACCCGGCGGCGGCGGGACCCCGUCCAUCACCGGCUACUUCAACGCCCUCUUCGGCAGUGGCAUCAACCCCUUCAGCCUCGGUUCCGGAGGUAGCUCUUCCGUCUCGGUCGGCAAGCGCGGCAUCGUCAAAAAGGGCAGGAGCGGCGAGUGGCUGCUCGCCAUCGGCUCGCCUCAGCCGAUCAUCGAUGCCGACGCCGGCCCCAAGGGUUGGGCAGAAAAGCACAGGCGAGAAGCAGAGGAGGCAAAGAGGAAGUUCGAAAUGCUCACCAGCAAGGGAAAAGCUGAGCUCCGCAAGUCGGCCGCCGAGACGGAUGCCAAGGCAAGCGAGAUGGCCAAAGAGGACGACUGGAGGAGCGAUGCUUUCGACAUCCCCGUCUGAAGGACGUCCUCCUCACCUCAUACUUUCUUUACGCAGCAUUAAGCCUAGCCUCUGUUCCGGUGUCUUGGGAAUCUGCGUGGAUUCGUCAAUAAUAGUAGGGCAAUACCAAGCUAGUUGUACCACGCUCGCAUCUCGUGUACUGUAUCAACGUUGCAAUUGUUCGAAUUUC
Molecule: messenger RNA, 2853 nt
Organism: Tilletiaria anomala UBC 951
Lineage: Eukaryota; Fungi; Basidiomycota; Exobasidiomycetes; Georgefischeriales; Tilletiariaceae
Exons: 2
Coding region: 156-2684 (842 amino acids)
Source: RefSeq, a predicted model, not a curated record